AGCAGGCAGCGCACCGCCCAGGCUGGAGCCGGCGCGCCGCAGACUUAGGCGCCUUGGCCAGGGAGCGUGAAGAGCCAUGGCCACCACCAAUGGGGCGGUGGAGAACGGGCAGCCAGACAGGAAACCGUCUGCCUUGCCGCGCCCCAUCCGCAACCUGGAGGUCAAGUUCAACAAGAUAUUUAUCAACAACGAAUGGCACGAAUCCAAGAGUGGAAAAAAGUUUGCCACGUAUAACCCUUCAACUGUAGAGAAAAUAUGUGAAGUGGAAGAAGGAGAUAAGCCUGACGUGGACAAGGCGGUGGAGGCUGCCCAAGCCGCCUUCCAGCGGGGAUCACCGUGGCGCCGGAUGGAUGCCCUGAGCCGGGGACGGCUGCUGCACCAGCUGGCAGACCUUGUGGAGAGGGACCGUACAAUUCUGGCCACCCUAGAAACAAUGGACACAGGGAAGCCAUUCCUUCAUGCCUUUUUCAUUGACCUGGAGGGAUGCAUAAAAACCCUCCGGUACUUUGCAGGGUGGGCAGACAAGAUACAAGGCAGGACCAUCCCCACAGAUGACAACGUUGUGUGCUUCACCAGGCAUGAACCCAUAGGUGUGUGCGGGGCCAUCACUCCUUGGAACUUCCCCCUGCUGAUGCUGGUGUGGAAGCUGGCACCUGCCCUCUGCUGUGGGAACACUGUAGUUGUGAAGCCGGCAGAGCAGACUCCCCUUACUGCCCUUUAUCUCGGCUCUCUGAUCAAAGAGGUUGGGUUCCCACCAGGUGUGGUGAAUAUCGUGACAGGAUUUGGGCCCACAGUGGGAGCUGCAAUUUCUUCUCACCCUCAGAUUGACAAGAUAGCCUUCACUGGGUCCACAGAGGUUGGAAAGUUAGUUAAAGAGGCUGCCUCCCGGAGCAAUCUGAAGAGGGUGACACUGGAGCUUGGGGGCAAAAACCCAUGUAUCGUGUGUGCGGAUGCUGACUUGGACUUGGCCGUGGAGUGUGCCCAUCAGGGCGUGUUCUUUAACCAGGGCCAGUGCUGCACAGCGGCAUCCAGAGUCUUCGUGGAGGAGCAGAUUUAUGCUGAGUUUGUCCGGCGCAGCGUGGAGUACACCAAGAAGAGGCCCGUUGGAGACCCCUUUGAUGCCAAGACUGAGCAAGGGCCCCAGAUUGAUCAAAAGCAGUUUGAUAAAAUCCUAGAUCUGAUCGAGAGUGGGAAGAAGGAAGGUGCCAAGCUGGAAUGUGGGGGCUCAGCCAUGGAAGACAGGGGGCUCUUCAUCAAACCCACUGUCUUCUCAGAAGUGACUGACAACAUGCGGAUUGCCAAGGAGGAGAUUUUUGGACCAGUGCAGCCAAUACUGAAGUUCAAAAACAUUGAAGAAGUGAUAAAAAGAGCAAAUAGCACUGAAUAUGGACUCACAGCAGCUGUGUUCACAAAGAACCUGGACAAGGCCCUGAAGCUGGCUUCUGCAUUAGAAUCUGGGACUGUCUGGAUCAACUGCUACAAUGCCAUCUAUGCACAGGCUCCAUUUGGUGGCUUUAAAAUGUCAGGAAAUGGCAGAGAACUAGGUGAAUAUGCUCUGAGCGAAUAUACAGAAGUGAAAACCAUCACCAUCAAACUCGAUGACAAGAACCACUGA
Orycteropus afer afer is the source of this 1615-nucleotide messenger RNA. RefSeq names its product aldehyde dehydrogenase 1 family member A3 (gene ALDH1A3). Gene Ontology annotation, biological process: aldehyde metabolic process. Gene Ontology annotation, molecular function: aldehyde dehydrogenase (NAD+) activity. Lineage: Eukaryota; Metazoa; Chordata; Mammalia; Tubulidentata; Orycteropodidae. The record is from RefSeq and is a predicted model, not a curated record.